UUGCAGCGUGGAGGGACUUACUCAACAGGCCGAUGCAUCAUGGUUGGACCUUCUGGUUCCUCUCAGAGCAGCUAUUCAGGCAGUCAGGGUGGAGUAGUCUACACAAUAAGCAAGAGUGGAUGUGGCCCUGGAGGUGCUGCUGGUGCCUAUGGUAUACAUGCCUGCAGAGAUAGUGCAUCCUUAUCCAGCAGUGGUAUUACUUAUGGCCAGUCUGUCCCUUCAAGCAGUUCAGAUUCCAGUAAGAAGGUUGUGGUCGUUGCCAACAGCAACCCUUUCCCUCCUGUGCGUCACACCUUCCCUCAGAGUUUGGGAAGCUCUGCUACAAGGAUCAUAGUACAGAGUGGACAAAAACAGCAAACCAGCAGCAGUACUUAUAUUCAUGGCUCCCAGGGCAGCCAGUCCUAUGGCCAGGGCUACAGACCCCAAGGUGGCAGUUCCUAUGGCCAGGGUGGACCAAGUUUCUCAGGCAGCAGCAGCUCCUAUGGCCAGGGUUUUCAGUCUCAAGGUGGCAGCUCCUAUGGACAGGGGUACCAGCCUCAAGGUGGCAGUUCCUAUGGCCAGGGUGGACCAAGUUUCUCAGGCAGCAGCAGCUCCUAUGGCCAGGGUUCCCAAGGCAGCCAGUCCUAUGGCCAGGGUUCUCAGUCUCAAGGUGGCAGCUCCUAUGGACAGCAGGGUGGAUCUGCAGCUUAUUUUGGCAGCAGUGGUUGUGGACAAGGUUCCUCCUAUGAUAGCAACCCCUGCCACCAGGGUGGAUCACAGGGUGGAUCACAGGGUGGAUCACAGGGUGGUCAGGGUGAUUCGUACUAUGGUGGUAGCCAACAGAGUGGAUCAUCAUCCUCCCAAAAUUAUGGUGACAACCAGGAUGGAUCCUACUCACAAAACUAUGGUGGUGGCCAAGGUGGAUCAUCGUCAGACACCUAUUAUGAUAAUCAAGAGUCACAAGAUUCCUCAUAUGAUAGCAAUCCCAAUGCCUGUGAUGAUAAUGACACUACCUAUAGUGCCAAUAAUCAGCGUUCUGGUUGUGCAAAGAAGAAAGUUGUUGUUGCCCGAGACACAUCACAUGUUCUAAGCAGAAGAGACUAUGAUGUACAGAAUGCCUCUUCUCCUUCAAACAGCAGCCACUCUGACAUGCAGGGCGGAUCAUUUAUUGCAACCAGUGGAUCAAGUAAUCAGGGCGGUUGCAUUUGUCCUGAUGGAAGCAGUGGUCAUAGACCGGGAGCCCCAGGUUCUUCAUACAACACAUAUUCUGGUAACCAGGGAGGGCCUUACUACUACCCUGGAGGAUCCUAUGGACAGGGUGGCCCAGGUUCUUCCUACGGUUCUUACUCUGGUAACCAGGGAGAGCCUUCCUACUAUGGACCUGGUGGAUCUUACGGACAGGGAGCCCCAGGUUCUUCAUACAACACAUAUUCUGGUAACCAGGGAGGGCCUUACUACUACCCUGGAGGAUCCUAUGGACAGGGUGGCCCAGGUUCUUCCUACGGUUCUUACUCUGGUAACCAGGGAGGGCCUUCCUACUAUGGACCUGGUGGGUCUUAUGGACAGGGAGGGUCUUCUUAUGAUGGCAACAGUGAAUCCUAUGGUCAGGGUGGAUCUUCUGUAUAUAGUGGUUCUGAGGCUUACGGCCAGGAUUCACCUGCCAUGGGAGCCAGUGAAACUGAAGAUAGUGAUUCCUCCUCAGCCUCUGGUGGCCGCCAGAGUGAACGGGAUUUUUAUUCCCCAGGAGGCAACCAGUCAGGUGGACAUGGGUCAUCUUCUCAAAGUGGCAGCUACUCCAGUGGACAGGACUCAUACUCAUCUGGAAGCAGCCAGUAUGGUGGGCAGGGUUCAUCCUCCUCAGGAGGCAGCCAGUCUGGUGGACAGGGUGGAUGUGAUUGUUCUGGGACAAAUUCUGGUGGAUCCCCUACUUUAGUCAGAAGUGAUUCCUCUGCAAAUGGCACAUCUUCUUCUGGAGGCAGCCACUACAAUAGCCAGGAUUCAUAUUCCUCUGGAGCUAACCAGUAUGGAGGACAUGAGUCAUCUUCUUAUGGAGGCAGCCAGUAUGGUGGACAAGGUUCACGUUCCCCAGGAGGCAGCCAAUAUGGUGGACAGGGUUCACCUUCUUCAGGAGGCAGCCAGUAUGGAGGACAGGGUCCAUCUUUCUCAGGUGGCAGACCUUAUGGAGGACAGGGCUUUUCUUCAGGGGUCAGGCAGUCUGGUGGACAGGGUGGGUGUGUGUGCCCCGGUGGAGGUUCAGGCUCUUUCUCAGGAACCAACUACCAUGGUGGACAGGGUUCAUAUCCUGGAAGUAAUCAGUAUGGUGGACAGGGAUCUUACCCCUCAAGAGGCAGCCAGUAUGGUGGGCAGGGCUCAUAUCCUUCUGGAGGCAAACAACAUGGUAAACCAGGUUCCUCUUCAUCAGGAGGCAGUCAGCAAGGAAAGCCAGGUGGCUCUGGCUCAGGAAGCACUUACUCUGGGAAACCGCAAUCACCUUACUCAGGCGGCAGUCAAGUGAGCUCUGCUGGGAAACACUCAACUCCCCAACUCCUGAUGUUAUUCAGUGUUUUGAGUGCCUUUGCUCUCUCUGCUGCUGCAUCAAAAUGGUCUAUAUGAACUUCUAUGGUGUUACUUGACAUCCUAAACACUGAUUAUAAUCUGUAUUAUUAAUUACUUAAUGUAUAAAAAAUACCAUUAAGUCAAAUUGGCAGAUGCUACUUGGCUGUUAUGUUGCAUGUCUAGCUGGUAUGUCAUGUCCCUCAUUAGUUUGCCUCUGGUUUUAGUCAUUAGUAGUUCUCAUUAGUUGUGUCAGUGUUUUAGGCAUCAUUUUAAGAGAGCAUAUGGUACCCUACCUAUAGGAUAUGUUUUUAUUUCCAAUAGGGAAUGCUAUGAACACCUACAUGAAAUGAUUGGUGUGACAAAUGAAUACUUAGGGAAAUAUUUGUUUAUUAGCCAAAGUGGACAAGGUGAAAUAAAUUGUUGUAUAUGCAAACUGAGCACUGUGCCUGUUAAUCAUGGCAUAAGGUAAGGCUAAUGUAUACUUCUUAAGCAGUUCUCCAUGGGACAGAAGAAAAGACACUGAAGUAGUAUCAGAGUAUUGGUUUUAGUAUUUUGUAAUCAAAUGCAAAUUCAAUAUGGAGAUUGCAAAGCAAAAAAAAAAACCUCACAGGACUGAUUUUUUUUUUUUUGGUUAAUAAAAGUUUCUUCAUUAGAAAAAUGAAACAGAUCAAAGACAUCAUGUACUCCAUUCAAACCAACUGCAAAUACCUAGAGUUCUGUAAAGAAGCAUAUGAGGCAUAUGUACUCCAGAUCAGGCUGAUGAACUAAAAUCUGCAGAAAAAUAAAGCCUUUUUCCUUGAAGGAGUAGAGAAAUAAUUAAAUUCAUAAAACUAAUACCAUCUUGGCUCCCUUUCUCAAGUAUUUAGUUUAACCUGUGAUGCCUUAUGUAUCUGAAAGGUUAAUUUCGUGAGUGCAUCUACAAACAGGUCCAUCAGUGUGCUUGCUGAAACACCAGGGCCCGUUUUUGAGUUCAGCAGCAGUUCCUCACCUUGCAGCAAACUCUUCUGCAGCUCUCAGAGCCACCUUCUGUUUGGUGUUAACGAAGCGCAUUCACCUAAAGCAUACUUCUAACGAAUGUGUUAUCUAUUGAACAUGUGCCUGCUAUUAAAAUGUCCAUUGUUAGUAGUGUGCUUUUCUGUCACGGUUUACAAUUGUAAUUGGUGGAAAGAUGUUUCGAUCCAAGUUCUCCUACCAGCUUCCGCGGGGCCAGGAUUUCACCCUGUUUGAUGUGCAGCACUACCCUUUGCCAGCCAUCGGUAAAUCAACCUGCAAUUGACGCACAAAGUUAUGCCUGUUUACAAUCUUGAAAAUUCGGUGGACAAUUUGUUUCUUGGACAACACAGUAAUGUUCUGUUUGAGAGGCCCGUACCUUAAUUCGAACCAGCCCUACCAUUCUCUAAUAAAUUUGUGAUGGGUUUCAUACAAAA
Melospiza melodia melodia is the source of this 3962-nucleotide messenger RNA. RefSeq names its product loricrin-like. The transcript has 66 exons. NCBI's taxonomy places the organism in Eukaryota, Metazoa, Chordata, Aves, Passeriformes, Passerellidae. Bases 40 to 2592 code for a protein of 850 amino acids. The record is from RefSeq and is a predicted model, not a curated record.